This is a messenger RNA of Clupea harengus (Atlantic herring), 2742 nucleotides long. RefSeq names its product chromosome 5 C6orf89 homolog (gene c5h6orf89). The record is from RefSeq and is a predicted model, not a curated record. Lineage: Eukaryota; Metazoa; Chordata; Actinopteri; Clupeiformes; Clupeidae. Gene Ontology annotation, cellular component: Golgi membrane; nucleolus.
AAAUGCUGACUUGUGUUGCUUGGCCGGCUGAAUUUUUCUGUAGUAACAAAUAAUACAUACCGCGUGGUAAUAACCUGUAUAGGUCAGGGCAUGUGGAGCAGUGCUGCUAAUCAUAAGGAGAGCUGACAGAUUCCGUCAGGGGAAGGUGGAGGUGAAGUGUCAUCGUGAAGUUUGGUCUUGAAGGUGGUCUCCGCAAUGUCUGGUUAGGAAUUGGUCAUGAAAACCAAACGGACUUUCUAGUAUUGUCACUUAAGUAAGUCAUCGACGAUGAAGGCAAAGGAAUUUUCACGUGAUAUGGGAUAAGUGUGGAUUCACCAGCUCCUGAAUCGCUGCCAUGGACGUUUACUGAACUGAUUCAAAAAGUGUACUUGUAUGCGUGGAUCUAUGUGCCAGUAACUAUCGCACCUUAAUAACAAGGGGUCCUUGUUGUGCAAAAGCCUAUCUGUCGAAGACGUAGCCAAGUGUAUUCCGUCCCUCCCAAAACGAGCUGGAACCUGUGGGAUCGCUAUGGGCACAACGUUGAGUGAACCUUGCAUCUAUGACAAGCUGUCUGAAAGCAUCGACAUUUUACGGCAGUCGGGAUAUCGUUAUGGCAUGUCAGAGAGGGAGAUUGAGAAAUUCAUCAAGCAAGUUUUGGAGACCAACGAACCAAGGAGGGAGCCACCACAAUUCCCCAUUCUGCGAGCCACCAUCAAGUUUGUUAUGGCUGUAGGCUUCCUGGUGGUAGCUGUGUUGGCUUUCACCUACCCACAGAAUCCUCGUCAACUGGGGUCACUGGACUCAAGUAGCCAUAACUGGUCCUCCCCCCUCAGUCAUGUGCGACUACUGUCGCUGCCUAUUGCCAAGAAGUAUAACUUGCAAGGAUUCCAUGAGUGGUGGUGUGUUGGGGCCUUAAAACAAGCCCUGGUGAACUGCUCUGGCUGUGCAGAUGUCUCUGCCAUCACAGAGCUCUCUGAGUCUCACGUAGACUUCAGUGGGCUACGCGCCGGACCCCAGCCAGUCUUACUCAAGGGCGGGGAGUCUCUGACCUUGCAGAGACAUCAGCUGGAGCAGCUCUACUCGGCCCAUGCUGGCUCCAUAAGCAUCCUGCUGGAGGAGCAUGACAGCAGCCUCUCCCAUGAGGAGCACUUCCCCCAGGGCCCCGCCAACUUCACACUGCUCUGGAGGUUUGCCUCAGGUGCCAGGGAGAAAGUGCUGCGGUGGCUGUUCCCCAAAGCAGAACUCUGUCACCUACUGGACAGUGCAGGAACUAUGCUGCAGCGCUGCCAAGUCACUCACAGCACCAGUUCCCAGAGCAGGGGGAUGGAGGUGCUGGGGUGGCUGGUAGUGGGAGAAGGGCAGCCCACAGUGCAAGUGCUGCCUGUUCACCGCUGUCAGAAACAGUGCAGCUCCUUCAACCUAUGGCUCAGCCCCGGAGAUAUGGUGUAUGCUGAUCCACGCUACUGGCAGCUGGAGCUGUUCCCUGGAAGAGGACAAAACAUUGUGUGCGAUGGCUCGGCCUACUAAAGAGAGGAAAAAAUGACUCGGUCAAAGCCCAUCGGAAUGGGAGUGAAUGCGGUGUUGGAAGAGCCCCCGCCAUAGACGUCAGGGUCUAUGCUCCUUCUACACAGAGACUUCCCACAAGCGCCCAGCUAUCAAGAAUAGCACCACCGUUUGUUUUCACAUGCCUCUGUGUGAACGUGUGUGUUCAACUGUAGGGACUGAACUAAAGAAUUUGCCAGCUUUGCCUCAGCCUCUUGAGGGUCUUUUUCAUGAGAAGUUAUUGUUAUGGUUUCUUAAGUGAUCCCAAAGGCCAGUGAUUACCGCCAAAAUCCCCUCCACAGUCCCCCCCUAAGAUCUACCCUGUGACCCGGCACUAGAUGUGGCACUCCUGGUUCAAGGAACCAGCUAUGAGGAAAUCAGGAAGUCGAUUCCGAAUCCUGUGUUCUUUCUGUUUUAUUAUCUAGCCAGCCAAAUUGGCCUGCUGUCGAACUCUUGUAUGGAUAUGAUUAAGGGAUGAUGCAACAACCAGGAUGGAGCUGUUGCUGUGUGUUUCAUAGAAUGUCCCUGCUCUGUAUCAGUGACCGUUUGAAAAAAAGACCUCCAUGCUCUGGUAUAGAAUUUACUUAAUUGAAUUCCAGAUGGUUUUAAAGCAAUGGCAUAAAUGGCAUUGUAGCCAGAAAAGUCCUGUUUUUCAGUAGCCGUUAACAUUAUUUAUCUCUUGUUACACGUGCCAGAUUUGACACUUGGUGGAUUGUUGUUCCACAAUGCCAUAGAUAAAAUGAUCUUUAUUUGCCUGGUCUGUGUUAGCCAUCUCUGCCUCUGAUGGCUUUGCCUGUGAAAGCACUUUAAAUGGUUGUGUCUUACUGACAGUCACAUUUUCUUUUGUUAUGGAACUCGUAUUUGUUCUUCAUAAGCAUAUAGAGUUGUUCUUCCAUUGUUCAUUGUCUGCCUUUGCAUCAUGUUUCCUGCAGUCAUACUCAGAUUGCAUCUUUACUUUACACAAACUGGAAUUUUUAAGUGUUGCUGUCUAUCACUGCAAUAUUCAAUAAUAGUCUGCUUCUUCUGUAGCAGAUACAUUUAGCUUAGUCUUUCACAGGUGAUGUGACAUUGAACAGAUGACAUAGUCACUAAUAAGUGUUUUGUUUUGAAAUAAAGGUCUUUCUUGAUUUUAUGACAUGUAAUCAUGAAAGCAAGCCAAAUGAAAAUAUGUUUUGGUUUUUCCUGUCAAAUGUCAAAACCAUAAAGUUUUGUUGAAUAUAA